CAAGGAAGGCACGUGAGAGUCCCAUUUAUUAAAGCCCAUUUCUUUAUCACUUGUAAAUCGACAGAUGAAAAUUAAUCUAAAUCGUUAUCCUAGGGCAUAAAUUUACCCCCCGGGUUUCAUCUUUCUAGUCUGUUUCAAAAUGUUACAUGAUAUUUUGCAGAUACUUUGCUUGUUUGUUUUUAUCUAAACAAGUAGGCUACGUCAAUGAACAAACUAUCUGUUUUUCUCAUGUUAUCAUAUUGGUCCUACUGUAGCACUUUUGUCAUGGCAAAUAAUGCAUUGAUGGGCAGGCAGUGGUUGAAAGUCUCCUUUUAUGUUGUGCGCAUCUUCUUCCGCCUAUUCUAAGCUACUCACACAGUGCUACUCUACGAUUGGUUGAAUCCCUGGAAACCGAGAAAGGACACUGCUCGUAAGUUAUCAAGUUUAUGCACCAAAGGAUUUUGGUACCAAAGCUUCAAAACUUCAUCUUUGUUACGGGGUGGAUUGGGCAACGCCAGGGCAGAUCUUUGGCAUUUGUGUGUGCAUUCAAGGACAGUCUUUUUCGCCAAAGUUUCCGGAAAUUCGGCGCAGACGCCCUUGGUGAGAGGAUGGCUGCUUACAAACUGGUCCUGAUCCGCCAUGGAGAGAGCUGCUGGAAUCAGGAGAACCGCUUCUGUGGCUGGUUUGACGCAGAUCUAAGUGAGACAGGUGAACAGGAGGCCAGGAGAGGAGGACAGGCUCUGAAAGAUGCUGGUUAUGAGUUUGAUGUUUGCUACACCUCUGUCCUGAAGAGAGCAAUUCGCACUCUGUGGCUUGUCCUGGAUGGUAUUGACCAGAUGUGGCUGCCUGUUCAUCGCACCUGGCGUCUCAAUGAGCGGCACUAUGGUGGUCUGACUGGGCUGAACAAGGCUGAGACGGCAGCAAAACACGGAGAGGCCCAGGUCAAGAUCUGGAGACGCUCUUUUGAUAUUCCUCCUCCACCCAUGGAUGAAACACAUGAUCAUUACCAGAACAUCAGCAAGGAUCGACGAUAUGCUGGCCUAACUGAAGAUCAGCUUCCAGCAUGUGAAAGUCUUAAGGACACCAUCGCCAGAGCACUGCCUUUUUGGAAUGAAGAGAUUGUCCCACAUAUUAAAGAAGGAAAAAGAGUGCUAAUAGCUGCCCAUGGCAAUAGUCUUCGAGGCAUUGUCAAACAUCUUGAAGGCAUGUCAGAAGAAGCCAUCAUGGAGCUUAACUUACCCACUGGCAUUCCCAUUGUGUAUGAGCUUGAUAAAAACCUGAAGCCUGUAGGACCCAUGCAGUUUCUGGGAGAUGAGGAAACCGUAAAGAAGGCAAUGGAAGCGGUGGCAGCACAGGGCAAAGCUAAAAAAUAGGCUCGAAUGUCUUUUCCAUUGAAAUAUGUUAUAAGUCAUUCUGAAAUACACUUUUCACAGAUGCUGCACAGUUGGAUAACUUCCCCUUGUAACACACAGACAUUGAAUUGAGUGUGUUUGAGUCCCCACACAAACAAACAAAUAAACUAAUAAAUACCCACCCACAA
This is a messenger RNA of Boleophthalmus pectinirostris (great blue-spotted mudskipper), 1519 nucleotides long. It is a transcript of the gene pgam1b, whose product is annotated as phosphoglycerate mutase 1b. The transcript is spliced from 4 exons. Lineage: Eukaryota; Metazoa; Chordata; Actinopteri; Gobiiformes; Gobiidae. The coding region runs from base 426 to 1352 and encodes 308 amino acids. Gene Ontology annotation, biological process: glycolytic process. The record is from RefSeq and is a predicted model, not a curated record. Gene Ontology annotation, molecular function: intramolecular phosphotransferase activity.